GGGCGGGGCCCCACUGAACCUGGAAGCGGCGGCUGCAGCGGGAGCCGGCGCGCGGCGGCGGACCCGGGUGCAGCAUGUGGCCGGAGGUGCGGGGGGCGCUGCGGGGCGCCGUGGGCGAGGUGCUGGGGGGGGCCCCGGCCCGACGCAGGGCAGGAGUCUGGGGGCCCCAGGAGCUCGUCCCAAGGAAGAGAGGUGGCACAUCGGGUCCAAACGGGGCCCCCCAGCAGCCCCCAGACGUGUCUCUGUUAGGGGGACCCCCCCCAGCUCCAAGGGCUUCUGGCCAGUCUGCUCCUCCCCCCAUGCCCGCAGCACACACCGGCCCCGGGUGCCCCGGUCUCGGCCCCGGCCGGCUUUUCCACCGAGACGCGGCGCUGGGAGCCCUCGCGGCCGACGACAUCCGCAGAGCCCGGGAGGCCAGGCGGAAGGUGGGCCCGGAGGAGGCGGCUGGGGCUCCUAGGCAGAAGCUCAGCGAGAGAGCCCGGGAGCGGACGGUGCCUGCGUCGCGCGUCGGUCGGCUCGCCAGCUUCGGAGGUCUGGCGGUGGGGCUGGGCAUCGGGGCCCUGGCAGAGGUGGCCAAGAACUCGCUCAAUGGGGAGGCGAAGCCGAGGGACGGCAGCGGCUCCGUCCUGGGCUCCAGCCCCUUCCUGUCGGAGGCCAACGCGGCACGGAUCGUGGACACGCUGUGCAAGGUGCGGGGCGCCGCCCUCAAGAUCGGGCAGAUGCUGAGUAUCCAAGAUAACAGCUUCCUCAGUCCCCAGCUGCAGCGGAUCUUCGCGCGGGUGCGGCAGAGCGCGGACUUCAUGCCGGCCUGGCAGACCAGGAGGGUGCUGGCAGAGGAGCUGGGGCAGGACUGGCGGGAGAAGGUGGCCUCCUUUGAGGAGACGCCCUUUGCAGCGGCGUCCAUCGGCCAGGUGCACCUCGGGGUGCUCCGCGACGGGACGGAGGUGGCCAUGAAGAUCCAGUACCCGGGCAUAGCCCAGAGCAUCCGGAGCGACGUGGAGAACCUGCUGGCGCUGCUGAGGCUCAGCGCGGUGCUCCCGGCGGGCCUCUUCGCUGACAACACGCUGCGGGUGCUGCAGAGAGAGCUGGAGUGGGAGUGUGACUACCGGCGCGAGGCCGACUGCGCCCGGAGCUUCAGGCAGCUCCUGGCCGGCGACCCUUUCUUCGAGGUGCCCAGGGUGGUGGGCGAGCUGACGACGCAGCGGGUGCUGACCAUGGAGCUGGGGAGCGGCGUCCCCCUGGAUCAGUGCCAGGAGCUGCCCCAGGACGUCCGGAACGAGAUCUGUCUCAACGUCCUGCACCUCAGCCUGCGGGAGCUCUUCCACUUCCGCUUCAUGCAGACGGACGCCAACUGGGCCAACUUCUUCUACGACGCUGGCAAGCACCAGGUGACCUUGCUGGAUUUCGGAGCAAGCCGGCCCUUCAGCAGAGAGUUCACCCAUCACUACAUCGAGGUGGUGAAAGCUGCCGCCGACGGGGACAGGGCCAAGGUGCUCCAGAAAUCCAAAGACCUGAAGUUUGUGACGGGCUUUGAGACCAAGGAGUUUGAGGAGGCGCACGUGGACACGGUGAUGAUCCUGGGGGAGCCUUUCUCCACCCCGGGACUCUUUGACUUCAGCGGCCAGAGCACCACGCGGCGGGUGCAGGCCCUGAUCCCCGUCAUGCUGCGCCACCGGCUGACGCCGCCCCCCGAGGAGAGCUACGCCCUGCACCGCAAGCUGGCCGGCUGCUUCCUGCUCUGCGCCCACCUGCGUGCCCGCAUCCCCUGCCACGGCCUCUUCCAGGAACUCUACGGGCAGUACUGGGCCCGGGAGCGGGGAGCCUAGCGCCGGGGCGGGGCCUGGGACCCCACACCGGACCUCCCUGCACCCAGCCCCUGGCUGAUCUGCAGCCCCGAGCGACCGGAGCCCUCGCUGCCGUGGGCUGGGAACUCGGCCGAGCUCUGGGGGCCGUCUGCCCGCGGCCCUGCCAGGCCGUGCCCGCGAGCGUCGCUGUCCUGCGCAUUAAAUCCUGGCACCUGGGCUGGGCCUUGUCGAUUUCUUCUCCCGACGCUCCCCCCUCCCCGAGUCGGAGGUCCCGGUUCCACGUGCCCCCCCUUCCCCCGCUACUGCUGCCCCCACAGAGAGGGCUGCGGGGGGCAGGGCUGGCCCAGCUGGUUGCGGGGCACUUGGGGGGCAGAGUCCUACGGCCCCCAGCUGGUUCCUGCAGAGCCAGGCAGACACAUAAACGCGAUGCCCAGUUUAGGGUUCCCCCCCCCGUUGGGCCCCCGUCUUUGCAGCCCCUCCCACCCCCAGCUCUGCACCAUCCCUGUGUCCCAGAUUCCAGCCCCGUGACGGCGGCAGGCGCUUCUGGUCUCUUUCCAAGGCUUUGAUCUCCCGUCUUCAGCCCCCACCCGCCGGGCGCGCAGGACUGGGGCCAAUCCCCAGAGCAGGGAGCGAACGGGGCCCGGCCGGCUGCCCAGGGCCUCAGCCAGCGCCUCCCAGCACCGCGAGGGAGCCGAUUCCGGGAACUGCCGAAUCCCCGGGGAGCCCAGCCUGCC
Mauremys mutica (yellowpond turtle) is the source of this 2539-nucleotide messenger RNA. It is a transcript of the gene COQ8B, whose product is annotated as coenzyme Q8B. NCBI's taxonomy places the organism in Eukaryota, Metazoa, Chordata, Testudines, Geoemydidae. The transcript is spliced from 15 exons. Gene Ontology annotation, cellular component: extrinsic component of mitochondrial inner membrane. Bases 75 to 1826 code for a protein of 583 amino acids. Gene Ontology annotation, biological process: ubiquinone biosynthetic process. Gene Ontology annotation, molecular function: kinase activity. The record is from RefSeq and is a predicted model, not a curated record.